Messenger RNA from Lates calcarifer (barramundi perch), 1760 nucleotides. It is a transcript of the gene bacc1, whose product is annotated as chromosome unknown C17orf49 homolog. Gene Ontology annotation, cellular component: MLL1 complex; NURF complex. The record is from RefSeq and is a predicted model, not a curated record. Lineage: Eukaryota; Metazoa; Chordata; Actinopteri; Centropomidae. The coding region runs from base 314 to 931 and encodes 205 amino acids. The transcript is spliced from 6 exons.
UGACCAAUGGUGUGCGACUUCCAUUCUCGCGCAACUUUCUCUUCAUCCCGUCUUCCUUUUGUUGUCCGAUAUUUACUGUUUUUCUCUGAACAUGUGAUUUAUUCAUAAUUAAAAAUAGAACCGCAGCGCUGAACGUGUGCGCGUCCGACAACACUUCGUUUUUAAAAAUCUCCCAGAGCUCUCAAUGGAAGCCCGCUAACGAUAGCGAGCUAGCUAACGUUACAGAAGCUAACUUUAGCUAGCAGCUAGCUGUGCACGGUCGUGUUAUUGUUUUGAAGACAUUUACAGAAAAAGCUUCAGAUCCUCCAGCGAAAUGACGUCCGCCUCCGCCAAGGUGGGGGAGAUUUUCUCAGCAGCAGGGGCAGCCUUCACUAAGCUGGGGGAGCUGACGAUGCAGCUGCACCCGGUGUCCGACUCCAGUCCUGCAGGAGCCAAAUGGACGGAGACGGAGAUCGAGAUGCUCAGACUGGCGGUGCGUCGCUUCGGAGACGACCUGAACAACAUCAGCACAGUGAUCAAAGAGCGAACUGUAGCUCAGAUAAAGAGCACGGUGAAGAGGAAGCUGUACGAGGACAGCCGAGUCCCCAUCGCCUCCGAGUCGCCGAAGAAGAACGUCAAGAAGUCUGCUGUCACCAUGACGUCAGCGCCCGCUCCGGCUGCACCCGCCAUGAUUGCCGUGCCGACCUCGCAGGUCGUCGUGGCGACAGGGAUGCAGAGCAGCCCCUCCCUGGCCCCGCCCAUCAAGAAGCAGAAAACGGCAGACGUGACUCUCAGUGCUCUGAAUGACUCGGACGUGAACAGCGACCUCGUCGACAUCGAAGGACUCGGUGACGGCUCCUCCAGCAAGAAGCUCAACUUUGACCAAGAGAGCCUGAACCUGGACUCCAGCCUCAUCAUGAACUCCAGUGACCUCCCCCUCCUCUCCCGCUGACCUCUCAGAGGAAACACGUCUUUUAGUUUUUAAUACAGUUCCUCGUUGUGUCACCUGACGUUCACCUGUCAACGAACAUCAAGGUUUUUUUUCUUUUUAGUAAAAACAGACUUUUGGAUUAGAAUUAUGUUUUCAUCAGAUUUUAGUUUUAUUUUUCAGUAAAGUUUCUGUUUUUCCAAAAAGAAUCAGGUUCAAGAGACGAUUUAAAAUGAAACUGUCGUGUAAUUAGAUGACGAAUCACUCAGUCGUUUGUGCUCAGUACUUAUUUCAUUAAUCCCUCAGAAUAAAUGCACAAUAAUAUUUGAAAACAAAACUUUCAGUUGUUCUGAAGAUUUUUCCAAAACCCUCAAAGACUUUUCUAACUGAGAGAAGAAAAUAAGUUUACUGAACAAACAAGUAAAUAACAUGAGGAGAUGGUUUAUCAGAAGAUUUCACCUGGAGCCUUAACAGGACUUUUAUUUUGAAAGAUAAGUCUGGUCUUAAUCUGUAUUUUUCUUCUUGUCAACAAAUUCCAACAUCACUUCCUGUCUGUGGCUCUGAGCUCAUUGGUUAUUGCCGAAGAUGUAAUUAUUAUUUCAUCGCUAACGAAGCCCUAGUUAACAUCUUUUAAUAAGAUAUGUACACGAUACCUGUACAUAGUUUGUUUAUGUAGGAGAAAAGAUUUGUUGACAGAAAGAAAAACAUAGAAAAGCAGAACGUGAUCAAGAUGGCGGCUGACGACAGAAAAUCUGAUUCUGACUCAAACCUUUUCUUAAUCAGUGGCUGAUGUAAAAACAUUGUUUUAAUUAUGUUAAGGGAAAAAAAACGUAAAUAAAAAAACUUAGAACAA